This is a messenger RNA of Oreochromis niloticus (Nile tilapia), 1761 nucleotides long. RefSeq lists its product as uncharacterized. The coding region runs from base 159 to 1607 and encodes 482 amino acids. The transcript has 2 exons. The record is from RefSeq and is a predicted model, not a curated record. Lineage: Eukaryota; Metazoa; Chordata; Actinopteri; Cichliformes; Cichlidae.
GGAGAUUGGUUUGCGACAAUCGAUCUAACAGAUGCUUAUUUUCAUGUGGCUAUACACCCGAAACACAGGCAGUUUCUGAGGUUUGCAUUCGAGGGCGUAGCCUACGAAUACCUAGUGCUGCCGUUCGGGCUGUCGCUCGCUCCUCGCACCUUUACGAAAUGUGCCGAAGCAGCGCUAGCGCCCCUCAGAGAGAGAGGCAUCCGCAUCUUAGCCUACCUAGACGACUGGGCUCUCGUAGCUUGCUCCAGAGAGCAGGCGGGGACACAGCUGUCACUGGUUCUGUCACACAUUCAGACACUGGGGUUCUCUGUGAACUUUCAAAAGAGCUCGCUAAUCCCGAGUCAGCAGAUUUCUUUCCUCGGUUUGGAAAUAUGCUCGCUUUCCAGCCGCGCACGUUUGUCGGAGCACAGAGUGGCCGCGUUUCAUCGCUGCCUCGCUCAGUUUCAGCUGGGACGCAGACUGCGUUUCCAGACGAUAUUACGCUUGUUGGGCAUGAUCGCCGUAGUGCCACUUGGACUGUUAAAAAUGAGAGCAUUUCAACGCUGGACUCUCUCUCACCGCCUGUGUGCAUCGCGUCACCUCCGGAGGAGGCUGCCGGUAACCGCGUCUUGCAUGCUAGCUCUCCGUCCUUGGAGGGAGCCCAGGCUGCUGCGCUCUCUUCCCCUGUUGAAGCUGUCUCGCUCUCUGCUGUUAUGGUGCAGUGUUCAUUUUCUGUCUCUGAGAGCCACCCAUGUCCCGGGCCACCUGAACCUGGGGCCGGACCUUCUCUCCAGGGGGGGUCCUCUGGUGAGAGAAUGGAGGUUACACCCUUUAAUAGUGGCUCAGAUUUGGGAUCUAUUUGGCAAGGCGCAAAUAGAUCUUUUUGCUUCCAGGGUAAAUACUCACUGCUCCCUGUUCUUCUCCAUAAUCGACCACGAUGCACCCUUGGGCUUGGACGCGCUAGCGCACCAAUGGCCAGACAUGCUCCUGUAUGCAUUUCCCCCAGUGGAAAUGAUAUCUCCAGUUCUAGAGAGAGUGCGUCGGCAUUCCCUCUCUCUGAUUCUAGUGGCCCCUUGGUGGCCCACAAGGUCGUGGUAUGCAGAGAUAAUCAGCCUGCUAGCAGCGAGUCCUUGGCAGCUUCCUCUCCGCAGGGAUCUCCUCUCUCAGGCGGGAGGAGAAGUGUUUCAUCCGCGCCCAGAUCUGUGGCGCCUUCAUGCUUACCUGCUGAGAGGCUAAACUUGAUUGCUAAGGGUUUGCCACCCAGUGUGAUAGCGACAAUCCAGAGCGCUAGGGCCUCAUCUACUAGAGGCUUGUACGCUUACAAAUGGCGAGCCUUCGAGCAAUGGUGCCAGGACCGCCACACUCUCCCAUUUCAGUGCUCUAUUGUGGAUGUUUUGACAUUCCUGCAGGAGCUGCUGGAUAAGGGCCUUUCAUUUUCGACAAUUAAGGUUUAUUUAGCAGCUAUAUCUGCUUGUCAUAUUGGCUUUGACGGGGUGACACCAGGUGCACAUCCCCUCGCCAUACGUUUUCUGAAAGGGGUUCGCCGGCUGAGACCCGUGCUUAAGUCCAGUGUCCCUGCUUGGGACUUGUCUUUGGUGCUGGAGGCCCUUUGUAGCCCCCCCGUUUGAACCCAUCGAGUCUGUGGAUAUGAAAUUUCUUUCAUAUAAGACUGCAUUACUUCUCGCUUUGGCUUCGGCAAAGCGAGUGGGUGACCUUCAUGCGCUGUCCGUGCAUCCCGCCUGCACACAGUUUUCUCCUGAUGGCCACAAGGUCGUAUUGCGU